Molecule: messenger RNA, 177 nt
Organism: Diversispora eburnea
Lineage: Eukaryota; Fungi; Glomeromycota; Glomeromycetes; Diversisporales; Diversisporaceae
Source: the annotation of a GenBank genome assembly
GGUGGUCUCUUUGAGCAUCCUGUAAUAGAAACGGUGGGUACUCCGCAGAUUGAACAAGAACCUUUCGCUAUAUUUUUCUCAUGUAAAUUCCAAUAUUUUGCACAGCCAGUAGUUCACGUACAAACUCUUCCACAAACUGAGCCAUCUCUUUUAAUAUGUGGACAAGUAACACACUGA